UUGCGCAGUAAGCCGCGCUACUGCAAUCCGAAAGCGCUCUCAGGUUUUAGCUUUUUUCAUGCGUUUUGCUGCUCUCGUCGGUUGCAACAGCUUGCACCCGAUUAGCAUGGAGAAUGAAAGCUUAAGUUCAGCGUCCACUCCCAGGUGUAACCCAGCACUUAAUUCUCCGGAUUUCUCGCGGCACAUGCUGGAGCUGGAUGAAGAUGAUGACUUAGAAGUUUUCAGCAAGGAUGCCACCUUUACUGAUGCAAGCUCCAUUAACACAUCUCUACCAACAUCUCCAGGAUCCAUGAUCAAUCAGUACAGAUUUGAGGAAGAGCAUGACUCAAAAGAUUUAUUUAUCACUGUUGGUGACCCUGAAAGUCAUGUGACAGCCAUAGAAACUUUUAUUACGUAUCGAAUUGUAACAAAGACCACCCGCAGUGAAUUUGACUCCUGUGAAUAUGAAGUGCGUAGACGGUAUCAAGAUUUCCUUUGGCUGAAAGGAAAACUGGAAGAGGCCCAUCCUACUUUAAUUAUUCAUCCUUUGCCAGAAAAGUUUAUAAUGAAGGGAAUGGUGGAGAGAUUUAAUGAUGACUUUAUUGAGACACGCAGAAAAGCACUCCAUAAAUUUUUAAACCGAAUUGCAGAUCACCCCAUAUUGUCUUCAAAUGAGGAUUUUAAAGUGUUCCUUACAGCUCAGGCCUGGGAGCUCACUUCCCAUAAAAAACAGGGCCCUGGUUUACUUAGUAAAAUGGGGGAAACUGUGAAAGCCGUUGCUGCUUCUGUUAGAGGCAUUAAGCAACGCCCUGAAGAAUUUGUUGCAAUGAAUGACUACGUAGAAUCCUUUGGUCAGAAAAUUGGAAUGAUGGAUAAAAUCACACAGAGGAUUAUCAAAGAACAAAGGGAGUACUUAGAAGAAAUGAAGGAGUGUGGGCCUGUGUAUACACUGUGGUCAGCCUCUGAGGAAGAGCUGGUAGACAUUCUCAAAGGAAUGGCUGGAUGUAUUGACAACUGCUGUAAAGCUACAGAAGAACAAGUAGGGGAUCUUUCUGAAGGUCUCCUUCCAGUGCUGCAUGAGUAUGUUCUCUGUGCCGAAACCUUAAAGGCAGUAUUGAGAAGAAGGGACAAUAUUCAGGCCGAAUAUGAAUCCAAAAGCUAUACGUUGGCCAACAAAAAGGCAGACAGGGAUGUGCUCAAGGAUGAGAUCGAACAGUUAGAAGAUAAAAUGGAAUAUGCCAACAAAAUGUUGAAAGUAGACUGGGAAAGAUGGAGGAAAAAUAUGCAGAGUGACCUGAAGCUGGCUUUUUUUGAUAUAGCUGAGAAGAAUGUGGCAUAUUAUGAAAAGUGUCUUGCAAUAUGGGAAACUUUCCUGACAACGGAGAAGCCUGAGUUAGUGCUGGAGAAAGACACUGAGGAUUAUUCACAGAAAUGAUGUCUGUUCAGCAUUUGCACCCUUGACCAAAGAAGUGUCCUUGAUUUUAUUAGAAUGAAAUUCAUUUCCCAUCUCUCAGUGUUUGUAUAGUUUGAAAAUAUUUUAAAAGACGAUGCCACUAAUACCACAUGUGAAAAAGGCCUUCACUGUUUCUGCAUCACAUGCAUUUACUUGGUAAUGAGAGGCCAGAUUUAAUGCUUUGUCUUAAUACUGAAAUAGAUGAGUAGUGACAGCACUAAAACGCUGAUGUAAUAUCUUCAUUCUUAUCAUUUUAUUGUGUGUUCUGCUUUUCAUUUUCUUCUUUUUCCUCCUCAAGCAAAAAGGUACUGAUAAAAUGUGCUUUCAAAUGUAAUGAGAUGCUGCUUUGAAUUUAAGCCAAAGCCGAAGUAAUGUGCUGCACUGUAUUUACUGCAACUCUGUUUGCUUUGCAAAGGUGCCUUCAAGGAAGCCAGUGUCUUCCACAAUAAGCAGCUCUGGAAACUUGCAAUUAAAGCCGUCUCCCAGGCAUUAUUGUGGCUCCGGAGCCGACAAUUCCAGACCCCAUGUACUCAUUGCAAGAUCUGCCUCCGAGCCUGUGCAGCUCGCCAGCAUUGUGUAAUGUGAAGCUUCCUUCUUGAUAUCAUGUUUUGCACACGGUCCUGGCAGUCUGUGGGUAGCAUUGCACCGGAAAGGUUAAAAAAAAUAAAUAAAUAAAUAAUAGAAAUGUUGAUAUGGGAGGAGUGUAUGCAGAACUGAAGUUAACCACGGAGUAUUGUAUCAAGUUAUGGUGUAGUUGGCAAGUUUCAGGGUGCAAGUUCAGUUUUUUUCUAUUCACGUACCAAACAGGAUUAUGUUUGUUUUGAAUAAAUCAAUUUUUAGCUAAAUAAGUGCAAUUAAUAUUGCAGUUGUAAUUCUUAUUAAAUAAAGCUUUUAAUGUAUAGUCACAGCCCUAAACUAGUAUACUGUGUAUGUCAAACAACAUAAUGUGUUUUAUAUUCUGCAGUUGCUCAGCACUGCUGUCGUGUUGUGAACGCCUUUUCCAUCAUAACUUAAUUUUGAUAGUGUGCGUGUUUUCUUUCAUUUGUGCCGCUCUGAUUAGCCAAACAGAAGUAUCCAGUCAGAAGGAUUUAGAAAAGACUGUAUGUGGUGUCAAAGCCAACAUGAAUGCCAUGUUUACAGGUCCUUUUGAGUUUCAAAGCCAAGGUAGAUAUUGUUGCUGAGCUCUGCCUAAAUAAACUUUCACAAAGGCUUAAGUAAUUUUGUUUUAAUGCAAAACUGCUCUUUGCCAAUUAUCUGGGUCUUUGUGUAGAUUUUGUGGAUUUUUGCAAAAGUAAAUAAUGUUGAUGAUGCCAGUGUUUCACUAAUUUCUUCACUAGUUUUCCUAUUUCACUUGAUUCCUGAUGCUGUCAGAGGUGUGUUCUUGUUUAAACCAAAACAAUUUCAAUAAAAGAAUGUGUUUUUAUGUAAAUAUAAUGAAUUGUUAAUAUGACUUUGACCAAAAUCAAAAUCAAAAUGAAGGAAGUGAUUUUACUGAAUAAAAAAAUCAAAUUCUUUGUUACAAAAAAA
Molecule: messenger RNA, 2959 nt
Organism: Erpetoichthys calabaricus (reedfish)
Lineage: Eukaryota; Metazoa; Chordata; Cladistia; Polypteriformes; Polypteridae
Gene: snx7
Product: sorting nexin 7
Exons: 9
Coding region: 59-1414 (451 amino acids)
Molecular function (GO): phosphatidylinositol binding
Source: RefSeq, a predicted model, not a curated record